Molecule: messenger RNA, 4593 nt
Organism: Cheilinus undulatus (humphead wrasse)
Lineage: Eukaryota; Metazoa; Chordata; Actinopteri; Labriformes; Labridae
Product: putative fibroblast growth factor 1
Exons: 4
Coding region: 862-1407 (181 amino acids)
Biological process (GO): positive regulation of protein phosphorylation; positive regulation of cell population proliferation; positive regulation of gene expression
Cellular component (GO): cytoplasm
Molecular function (GO): growth factor activity; fibroblast growth factor receptor binding
Source: RefSeq, a predicted model, not a curated record
GCUGAUAAUUUGGGCUUAAUUAAUUCAGCACACCAGUAAUCAAGUUUUGACUUAGCAUUAAACCAAUAGGCUGCCAUCACUAGUUAAGAAGCAUCCCUUUGUCCACAGGAGGCACCAAAAUCCACACAACCAUGUUAUACCCUGCAGAAAUAUACUCAGAUUUUGCCCAGACAUGAUCCUCUUCAGCCUUCAACUAUAUCCCUCCCCACCAAUCCAAACACACAAAUGCACACACAUGCUCUGCACCUGCACUCUGACUCUGUCAACCAUUGCACUUUUGACGUCACCCCCACCAGCAGCUCCGUCCGAAGGUCCCUGUGGACCUAUCUGGCACAAAAUAACCUCACAUCCCGAAAUGCAACUGCUUUUAUUCGUCAUUUUCUCAGGAAAAACCUCAGUGAGUGGGUAGGCCUUACAUUCCUUCUGUGGUUUUGCCCCGCUCAUUCUUUCUCUCUCUCUCUUCCUCAAUCUGUUUCUGAUGCUUUUCCAAGACAUUCCAGAUGUGGGAUAGAGCCCAGCCUGGCUCUGUUGCCGUCACUUUGUACCUUCACUCUGCUGCUGUGGGAUUUCUUCUCUCCAGAAAAAACUGUGGCUUUAAAAAUGGGCUUGAUCGUUUUUGUUGGAUGAAAUUUCAGGAAGCAGACAGUCAAAAGAUAAGACAAACAGGGCUGGAUGGUUUCUAGUGUUUCAAGUGGAAAGAUCUCAAGACUUUGGCUUGACAGCGAGAUGAUACUGAAGCAAUGUGUGGAAAAUAGCUAGUAUGUCUCCCUUGUGGAUUACAAAGUAAUUUGUUAAACUGUUGCAAGCACUUGUUAGACUUUUGCUUCCACUUGCAACAUUUCCAGCAGGGAGAAACAAUUUAUGCUCUUGUUGUGCCCACAUGUCCCGUGUUGUCUGGCCUUGCACAGGUUUAAGACACAGAGUCAUCACUCUGUUACAGCCCAGCCUCAAACUCUGUGCAGGAUGUCUGAAGGAGAUGUUACAGUGCUGCCGUUCAAUCUGUCCAGGCAGGAGAGCCGGACACUAACGAGGCUGUACAGCAUGAAUGGAGGGUACCACCUGAGGAUUCUACCUGAUGGGACUGUGAGCGGUGGGAGGCAGGAAAAUGACCCAUAUGACAUACUGAGCCUGAAAGCUGUGAGUGUAGGAGUGGUGGUCAUCAAGGGGGAGUCGACAGGAAGAUACCUGGCUAUGAAUAAAAAGGGGCGCCUUUAUGGAUCGCAAGCACUGACCGAUGAGUGCUACUUCCUGGAAAAGUACGAAGAAAACCACUACAACACAUAUCGUUCUCAGAAGUACAACUGGUACGUUGGGCUGAAGAGGAACGGCCAAGCCAAAGCAGGACCCGACACCCACCAGGGUCAGAAGGCCGUCUUUUUUCUGCCGAGGCCUGCAGGCAGCGUGUAAAGAGAGCCGUCAGUAGGAACCAUGACCACGCUCGCUCAAGUCUUUAUGUGCACAUUAAUGGAUCCGUGCAAAGUUUCCCAUUAAAAAGCCACAAUAUACCAGUACAUCAGGGCAGUGAGGCCUGAGGUAAACGCAUGCUGUUUUACAGGCUCUGCUUCACUGUGUACAGCUUAAAUGUGUUUAUUCCUCUUGUUUAUACAGUCAGGCUAAGCCUCUUAGAUUGUAUUUUUUAAUUGCUGGGACAGGAGCUUAUAUACGGCACACUUUCUUCUAUGAGCACAUAUACUCCCUCUGACUUAAAAGUGGAACAGUGUGCAGUAUCAACUCAUGUCCCAGUUGAUAAAUAGAUUUUCACUUUGAACCCUGCUAUGAAAUACCACGGCUGGGGGACAGCACAGCCUGUUUUACACAGAAAUAGUUGGAACAGUUGAUCAUGUCUGGCAUGAGGAGACCAACAAGGCAGUAAACAUAAAAGGCAGACCAUCUGGAUUGAACUCAAACUUCAUAAAGAAAACAAAGUCUCCAAAAACAGAGAAUAAAAGUAUUUAUUGGUAUAAUUACUUCAGUGCCUUUUGAGUAAUACUGCAGUAGAGUUCAUAUUUGCAGGGCUAAUCUUGACUUGAACUACAUUUGACUUCAAGACAGUUUUAUGCCGGUUCUUUUACUCAGCAACGCAAAAUGACUAAUAACAAACAGAUAUGCAACAUACAAUAAAAGAACAUGGCUAAGCUCUAUUACAUUUUUUAAAGCAGUGGUUCUCAAGUGGUGGAUCAGGACCUAAAAAUGGGAGAUCUUUAAGGUGGGUCGUAAAUGAGUACCUCAACUGUGGUACAAAGCCAAUGGUGCAUAGGAGCCCUGAGUGGAAAUACAUCCAUACUUUUUUUUAUUUUACUAGUACAUUUCGGUCAUUUCUCCAGAUUUCUACUCACUUAUCUCCCUUUCUUAGAAUAAAAAAGAUUUUUUUCCAAAGAUAAUGAGGUAACUCCUCAAUAAACUACCAAAGUUUGUAUAUUAUCUUGGAAAAAAAAUGUUUGCAUGCAAGCCCUUCUGUAACUAAGCACUUUAUAAACAUGCUUGUUUUGCUCAUUCAAGCAUGUACAAGUAUUUUUCAUUUAUUUAUUUCAGAAGUUGAAAAAUUGGGUUAUGAUUUCUCAUAAAAGAAGCAGUGGGUCCUGAUGCCUGACCAGCUGAGAACCACUGAUCAGAAAGAUUACAGUUUUUAAGUUCACUUUGAAGCUCCUGUAAUGAGUUUUUAAAUUAUUAUCAAUCAGGCUUAGAUUAAUUUUCAUGCCUCUAUAUGGCCUACAAAAGCAAAUCAGACCAUCAGCGACAGAUUCAGAAUAUUGGAAACUGCUGCAGCAGGGUAGCUGUCAGCCUGAAACAUUUUUAAAAAAUACACUCGAUUAGAGCUGUCAGUCGAAAAAACCUGCCUAAUUAUAAGCUUUGCAAUUAAUUAAUGGCAAUUAAUCGCAUAUGUCGAUAAUUGAGAAAGAUUGCAUUACUGGUAGAUUUGAUAAUAAUAGUAACAAAACAUUUAGAAAGAAAAUACUUUUGAAUGGCAUCAAAACUUUUUGUUAGCUUUUUGUACAGAAAAAAUGGAGACCGAUGACAGAUUGUCCACUUUACUAGUUAAUCCAGGAUGAUCAGAGUCUAUAGAAUAUGGAUUUAAUCCAUAAAUGAUAAAAAUUAAAAGCACAGAUAAUUUUUACAUGUUACACUUAAAGCUAAAAGCUUCUUUUGACAGCACUUCAUUUUAUACAACACGUUCUUUUUGAUUCAUAGAUUUGAGUGCUAAAAAAGCAGAAUGAUAUUACUGUGAAAGUGAGCAUGCCUGGUUGUCUGUCUCUAUAUGUCAGCCCUGCGAUUUAGUCCAGGGUGUACCCCCUUCUUGCCCGAUGACAGCUGGGAUAGGCUCCAGCCCUCCCCCACGACCCGGAAUGGAAUAAGUGGUAUAGAAAAUGGAUGGAUGGAUGGAUGGAUAUUACUGUGCAACACAAGAUACCCAAGAGCUAAACAUAUUUCUCGUCCAUAGGGGGGCCCCAAACUGACACAAGCUGAUAGUUUCUUACAGGAGCUUUUACUGUUUUUAUCUUAGGCCUGUUUUAUGCCUGUUCUGUAACUACUUGUGUUCUUUUAUAAAUAGUGCAAAAGGAUGUUUUAAGAAUGAAAAAAAAUUAGCAAAUUUCACACUAUUGAAACAUCUCUGAACUUUAUAAGAUCUCACUGAGGGUAAUAGUUUCAAUGCUUAUUUUAAAGGACCAGUGUUCAAGGGGUCUGGCGGGAGAGAGAUCUACAAAUGGAGCAUUACAUUGUGUACAGAAUUCAUGAGUUUUUUUCAAAUGCUAUCUUAUAAUGGAUUUUUAUAACUACAGAAAGUGAAGGUGUUUAUGGAGGCUGCUGUGUUGCAGAGCUUUUUACAUACUUAAUACUAGUUUUCUGAGCUUUUGCAAUAAAAAAAAAAAAGGUUUUCUUGCAAGCUGGUUGCAACAUCAACAAAGUACCAUUUAUUCAAGGAAAAUCUUUGUGUUAUUACAAUAUUUUGUAUAUGAAAGGGUUUGCACUGACCAGAGUAUAUGAAGAUAUGAACAAGUGUUUCACCAGGAUGUAUUUUUUGUAUUUUCACAAUGUGAUUGGGUGAAUGUGAAACUUUUAUAGUGACUGGUGAGUUAUUUUUAAGUUUUUUUGUGUAAAAAAAAGAGGAAGAAUAAGAUGAUGAAGAAGAUGCAACCUCUUACUGACAAUAACACUCAAGUAUUGAUUGUAAAUCUGCAUCAGCUUUUAAUGUAAAGAAGAAAAAAUGACCAGAUGUGGACUAUUCUUCUUCUCUGGACCACAGAAGUCAUAAAAAGUUCCUUUUUACAGCCAGCUGACAUUUCUGUAAACGUGUUUCUUUGUUCGUUUAAAACACCUGUUACUGCACCAUUACUAAGGGGAAACUAACAUUGUGAAUUUUAAUUUAAGUUUUAGAGUUUAUUGCUAAUAUAAGCAAAUAUUACUGAAUAUUGAUAUAGAGGUUUUAAAAAAUACAAUUUGUACUUUCACAGAGUCAAAGAUAUUAGGAUCACCUUUUGACAUAGUUAUAUAUAUUAUUGUAUUAAGUGUAACAAAAUGUAUGAUUUUAGUCUGUCAUUAAGAAUCAUUAAAUGAAAACUUUGAGUAUCCUAUAUAAACAAUAAAAAUGGAACU